Ipomoea triloba (trilobed morning glory) is the source of this 695-nucleotide messenger RNA. Its product is annotated as subtilisin-like protease SBT3.12. The transcript is spliced from 3 exons. Bases 89 to 439 code for a protein of 116 amino acids. NCBI's taxonomy places the organism in Eukaryota, Viridiplantae, Streptophyta, Magnoliopsida, Solanales, Convolvulaceae. The record is from RefSeq and is a predicted model, not a curated record.
AGCAUUUCCAAAAUCCAAAAAUCAGAAUUUCACACUCAAAUAUCUUCGAUUCUAAAUUCUAUAAAUACGAUCAUUGCGAAAUUCUAUAAUGCCGAGAACCCAAAAUCUUUUCAUCUCGAUUCUGCUACUGUCGUUCUUGUUCGUCGCUGCGAUGGCCGAUUCCCAAUCCACGUCCGAUGCGAAGGUCUACAUCGUUUACACUCACAAACCCGAAGAGGGCGUAGAACACGAGGAUUUUCAUCUCAAAACCCUCGCUUCUGUUGUUGGCAGUGAGGAUGCUGCCAAGGAGGCGAUACUGUACACCUACAAGCACGCGGCGAGUGGAUUCUCUGCCAAGUUGACUCCUGCGCAGGUCGAUGAGCUUUCCAAAAAACCUGGUGUGCUGCAAGUUGUCCGAAGUCAAACGGUGCAGUUACAUUCACGACCUGGACUUGCAUGAGACAAGAAUCACAACCCAUAUAUCGUACUAAGGAUAUCUGCUGCUUAUGUUUGUAUAGACUCCUGGCCCAUCGUUUCUCUUCAAUGUAUGAAAUGUUAAAGAUAAUGUCAUGACUUUUCGUUUGUACUAUGUAUUGACUACAACAUCAAUAGUAUUACGCAUGUACGGAGUAUAAAUAAGAAGGGAAUGGAUGGGAUUAUCCAUUAGGAGAGUGUGCUAAUAAAUGAAUUAUAUAUAUAGAGUUUUAUCAAUGUUA